CCGCCCCAUCCCGCUGCUCUGCAACUCGGCUGUGCGUGCGAGGGACGUCGGGGGCGGCGCCGCAGCAGUUACCCCUGGUAACGGGGGAGGCAGGAAGGAGGAGGAGGAGGAGGAGGCGGAGGAGGAGGAGGAGGAGGGACUCGGCUUGAGGAUGGGCUUGCUCUCCAUUUUGCGAAAAUUGAAAAGUGCUCCAGACCAGGAGGUGCGAAUCCUUCUCCUGGGCUUGGAUAAUGCUGGCAAGACUACUCUGCUGAAGCAGCUUGCAUCUGAAGACAUCAGCCACAUCACACCCACACAGGGUUUUAACAUCAAGAGUGUACAGUCACAAGGUUUUAAAUUGAAUGUAUGGGACAUUGGUGGACAGAGGAAAAUCAGACCUUACUGGAGGAGUUACUUUGAAAAUACUGAUAUUCUUAUAUAUGUAAUUGACAGUGCAGACAGAAAAAGAUUUGAAGAGACGGGUCAGGAACUCACUGAAUUACUGGAGGAAGAAAAGCUAAGCUGUGUGCCAGUGCUCAUCUUUGCUAAUAAGCAGGAUCUGCUGACAGCAGCCCCGGCCUCUGAGAUUGCUGAAGGACUGAACCUCCACACCAUCCGGGACCGAGUCUGGCAGAUCCAGUCCUGCUCAGCUCUCACAGGGGAGGGCAUUCAGGAUGGCAUGAACUGGGUCUGCAAAAAUGUCAAUGCAAAGAAGAAAUAAAAUCUGGCCGAAUGGAGACAGGAGCUGUGGGAGCUGAAUUCGGCCCUGAAAAACACUGAUUUGCUGCUUUCUGACCAAAUGUUUUUCCAUCUGUGUAGAGCUACAGCUGUUUGAAGAGCGGACACAACACAGUUUAGAAAGAAUCCCCAUUCCAGCAGAUUUUAACUGAUCUUGGAGGUUCAGUAUCAUUUUUCAAAUAAAGGAAUUAUAUUAUUUCCUCUGCAUAACUGAAAUAGUAUUAAAUGUCUCAAAGCACAUGACUAGAAAAUGAGAUCUUUUAAAUGAGCAAGAGAUUGCAUUGCAGUUUAGACAAUUCCAGUGGGUUUUUUUUUUUUUUUUCCUUAAAAAAAGGGAAGAAAAAGAGGACGAAGCUGUUUGUGCUGAGUUCAUUUAUUUACUGACCUGUCCCUUCACUCCUCAGUGGUUGGAAACCACAGACUAUAUUUGCUGGUGCUGGUCAGAUUUUUUUUUCCCCCAUUCCUAACUGAACCAGGGCUUUGGUCUAUCCAGCAGGAAGCUGCUGGGGAGGGAAGGGAUAGCAGAUGAUUAAACCAUCUUGUCAUGCAGGUAAGAGACUGUAUGUAAUCCUCAUUCUUUGGACAGAAAAAAAAAAAAAAAAAAAAUCCAUCCUUGAAAGCAAGUCACUACAGAAACAUAGCUGCACUCCAGGCCCCCUAGCCAGCCACGCAGGGAAGCAAAUUCUUAAGACUUUUGACUGUAAUGACAUCUGGAAUGUAAGGAGAGGUGGGAGGUUUAAUUCCAGAAAAAUUACAAGGUCCUUAAAAAGCCCUCACAUCGAGGGCUCAGGCUAGCGUAAACAGGCUUUCUCCAGUUCAGUGGAGCAGGGAGCAGCCGACUCUGAGAUUAGCUGACUUCUCCACUGCAGUCCUAUAGAAAGGAUUUCUAAAGCUCAAAGAAUUCUGUGUUUAAAUGAUCACAAUAGGCUGUUGCUAUCAGAUUUUUAAAAUAAACGCAGCUUUGCCAUGAACCUGCUCCACUGAGAAAAGCCAGGCAGAUCAAUUUUGAAGAAAGAUCAAUUUUUACAGUGCUGGCAACUAGGUGGUGUGGGAUGCUCAUGGGUGGAAAGCGUUUGCUGCUGGUUGAGCCCAGGGUGUGAUAGCAGGGGCCUUGCCCAGGGAAGCCAUUGUCACCCCAUGCUGAUCUCUUAUGCCUCUUUCCAGCAAAAUGUGUCCUCUGUUGAUUGAUGGGGAGGAAUGACCAAAGCCUUCUCCUUCCCCAGUUGCAAAAGGAGCCUUCAGAGAGCCCAGCCUCAAACCCCGAAAGCAGGCUAGAGCAUCGCCGCUCCUGAAUUGAACUCUGUUCUGGGCAUAAGCUCAGUCAGGGCUUUUCAGAGAAUGAAUAAGAGACUGUCCAAUGCCUUGUAGGUCCAGGGAGGCCAGCUGCCUUUUCAUCCUGGGAGGUGGCCCUUUCCAAGCCCACCAAGGCAUGUGAACAGGCAGAAAGGACAACUUUUUCUGGACAAGACUCUGGCUGGAGAGGCAGCAGCCUGGCUAGUUUGAAAGGUGGCCUGGGGCAAAAGCCAUUAACAAAGCUAACAUGGGGGAAAAGGUACCCUAGGGUUUCUGUGGACAGACCUGUAAGGGCUUGCAGGACAAAAGAAGGCGAGGUUUUUAAACUGCUGAGAUAGUUGCUCCCAGCAACAGCUUUCACUGACUUCUUGGCUCACCCAAACUACACUUGCUUUGAAUGGUGGCAAAACAGAGCUAUAAGGACAGAGUUAUAAUGCCCCUUCUCCAGUCUGAAAAUGUGGCUUUAGCUCUUGAAAAUUGUUUUUCCUUCUAAAUAGUGUACCGGGAAGUUAUCUGAAGAACCAAAUACUUGCUUUGAGGGCUGCACUUUUGGAAUGCUGUAGCAGGGAACUUUGACUGGCAGUGCAUGAGCUGUAAAAUAUUUUUGGUCUCUUACCACCAACACCAGGAACUAUUCUAAAGAGCCCUCCCCAGGCCCCAGCUAGCAGGCAGAGCCACUUGCCCUGCUUUGAGCAGCCUCUGUAAAUGUCCACAUUUGCUUUUCAACUAGAGACACGAGAUGCUGUGGAUGUCACACGUUUUCAUCUUCCUUGUGAGCCCUGUUGAACCCUCCUCCAGGGGCUCCUAGGGUAGAUGAGUGGAGCCUAAAAAAUGCAGAGUUUGAAAGCUCCCAUUUGUAAAAACAAAAUACUUGUAAAGUCCCCUUUUCUCUCUACAGUGCCAUUCCUGCCCCCUGUGGCCAGGACCAGGGGACAGAGUCUGAAGCUAGAAAGGGGAUGCCUCCCACUUUCUGUGCCUCCCCCACUCUAGUGAGCCCUGCUAAGACUUUUGCUCUGUGCACCAUUGUAUCUCAAUAUGCAGGGGGAGAGUACUGAGGCCAGAGGGCAAGCUAAACCAGAAGUGUGAGCUCAAACCAGUUGUGGGAAAAACUGAGCCCUCCUCCCACCCGCCCUGUGCCGCUGCUUUUGGCUGGAUUCCCUGCGCCCAGUGCAAUACACCCUUUCCCCUUUGCGCUCCCUUGGUUACUAUGGAAACAAGGGUGUCAUUGAUGUGGGCUGAGCUGGGGAACAUGUCGGUGCACAGCUGAAAGUCAGCGAUUAUACUGGCGGUUAGCUCUGUGCCGGGUAGAGAAGUCCUCAGCAGCCAGAGAUGCUGUAGAAGGAUAAGUCCUGAUGCCGAUCUCUCUCUCCUCCUCCAUCUCCACUCUUCUCUCCCCUGGCUUUGACGAUUUCUUUAUUCCCCUCUGGACUAAAGUCGUGGCUAUUUUUAUGCCACUCUGUGCCCCACCAGCACUGUUGGCCGCUCCUUAUCCGGCCAGGCCUGGAGGGUGACACCAUGUCACCCUCACCAGGACUCAGUCUCCAUUCCCAUCCACAGUGUGCUUUGAUUUCUCUUUCCUCUACUUCUUGGGGGUGCCUCUUCCUUUUAUUUUUAGCUCUGCUCUCCAUGUGGUUUCAGGGUUCAGUGUGAUCCAUCCAAAGCUUCUUUUUUUAUAGUCCCUUUUGAAAAUGAUAAUCAAAGGAAGGGAUGUGGUGUUUGGUCAUGUGGAAAGCUCAAUGUAUAAUUUAGACAUCUAUCAAAAAUGCAACAAAUAAAAUGUAGCUGAAAUGAAGGUA
This is a messenger RNA of Nannospalax galili (Upper Galilee mountains blind mole rat), 3806 nucleotides long. RefSeq names its product ADP ribosylation factor like GTPase 3 (gene Arl3). Gene Ontology annotation, biological process: cilium assembly. The record is from RefSeq and is a predicted model, not a curated record. Gene Ontology annotation, cellular component: microtubule cytoskeleton; cytoplasm. Gene Ontology annotation, molecular function: GTPase activity; GTP binding. NCBI's taxonomy places the organism in Eukaryota, Metazoa, Chordata, Mammalia, Rodentia, Spalacidae. Bases 152 to 700 code for a protein of 182 amino acids. The transcript has 6 exons.